This is a messenger RNA of Trichobilharzia szidati, 6770 nucleotides long. Lineage: Eukaryota; Metazoa; Platyhelminthes; Trematoda; Strigeidida; Schistosomatidae. The record is from the annotation of a GenBank genome assembly.
GUUUUGACUUUUUAUAUGAGGAAAGAAAAACGUCGAAGAUAUUAUAAGGAAUAUUUUCAUGACUUAGCACUAGUUUUAAUUCCAGAACACGGGGUUCUAAGAUUAUGUCCUAAACGUCAGCCAAAUGAUGGAGCCAGAAAGCUUACACUGCUGGCAUCCAAGAAACAGAAACUUGAAUCACUGGAAAAGGUUUUGGCUGGGGCCACUUUAUCAGUAAAUGAAGUUCUCCGAUAUGAAGUAAAGGAUAGUGAAUUUAAUCCAAUUAACCUUGGCAGCCACACAUAUGUUCUCAGACCAGGUUUAUCAGCUAAAAGAUUCCUCAUUAAGUGGGCAAGCCAAUUAGAUUACGAAGAUCUAGUUAGAAUAUUCUCUAAGGAAGGUUCAUUUCACCAAAGACCAUCAUCUCAACUGGCUACCUCUGCGCUUCCAUCUUUCGUCAAAUUUGAUAAUCUUCAAGACGCUGACUUCAUACUGGAAGAUGAUAAGGGAAACGAGAAGGCAGAUAAUCGAAUAUUCAGUCUACGUCGUUCUUUAAGUGUACCGGCAGAAAUCUGGUUAACUUUAUCACAACAGGAAGCAGCUGCUGAUGCAGAGAAAACUUUAUCAUCGGAAUUUUUACCUGAAUCAUCCACUGUUCCACCGAACACUACUCAGGCUACACAAUAUUCAUUAUCUUCAGAAUCUGAAAAUACUAUACUUGAUGAGUUUGUACCUGCAGACGAUAAGGCGGAUGAUGAUCUACGUGAAAGUGAAUCAAUGGAGAUAAACGAGGACAAUGAACCAGAGCAAGUAAUACAGUUGGAAGACUUUGAUAACAACAGCAACAACAACAACAUUGUUUCAACGAGUGAAGAACAUUCAAGUUUAGACAUAAUCAAGGGAGAUCAAGAGGAUGUAGUGAUUCCCGAUGAAAAUGUCGACGAUGACAUGGAGGUUGAGGUACAAUAUGCAAAAGACGACCUUGCUGAAGAUAUCGUAACAACAGAUUUCGAUAAUAAAUUAGAUGAUAAUUUACAAUCAGCCUUACUUGAAGAUGAUGUGUUUAUCAACGAAAAUUCUGAUGUAGAUAAGGUGAAAUCACAGUGUGAUGUCGACCAUGAAGAUGCUGAAUUAGACACAAAUCAACUCAUCGAGCAAUCAGAAAGUAUUUCUGCUAAAGCAGUUAAAGGAUGGGAUGGUAGUAGUUAUCUUCCGUCUACACGACAGUUCACGCUGAAAUCAUUAGAAUUGAAUGUAUCAUCACAAGAUAGAACACCGAAAUUUCCAGUGUUGUCAAGAACGAAAACUCUACCAAGUAUUAAACGAAGACCUGGAAUGAAUUCCAGGAAAGCAUCAAUGACUAUCUCGAAUCCAGUUCAUGUACGCGGGAAACGAUUUAAGUCAGACACAGAUCAACCAACUUCGGAGUCUUCAUUUAAUCUACCUCCAAUUACUUCAAAAUCAAAAUACCCAGAAGCUGAGAUAGAAACCAACAAAGAGAAUGUGGAUAAAGCAUGUGAUGAAGAACACCAAAGAGAUACAGAAAAUGACGGUGAUGAGAACUAUGCUGACAGAGAGUUUGAUGAAACCACAGUGAUCAGUAUUGAGCAUGGAAUGUCGUUCAAUACACCAACAAAAUAUUCUUCAGAAUCUUUAACUAAACUACCUUAUUUAACAGAACUACCGCUCAUAGCUCGUCCCGUCGUUAUGCCGACUUCUAGUAUUGAAAUAUCACUACAAGGUUUAAACGAAAGCCGACCUGGAGAACGUCGUGUGAUGAAUCACAUCCAUGGUCCAAAUGAUGAUGAUGAUGAUGAUGAUAACGAUGGUCAUACUGAAGAUGAAAAUAUAUCAUCACAACGAAAAAGUAAAACAGAUACUACAAAAGUUGUCAGUGCUGUUGUCAACAAGCCACGACAAAGUAUCACUAUAAACCUUGAACCAAAUCUUCCACCGAUUCAAACGAAACGAGAUUUCAGCUCAGCUCAGGAAACUGUACGUAAACAUUCGCUAACACUACCGUUGAAUAAAUCCUCUGGCAAAAGUCGGUUGAGCAAGACAGCACGUAUUGAUGAAAAGGAUGUACUGUUCGCUUUUAUGCCGACAAAUCAAACUGAUAGACCAGUAUACGCAUCAACAGAAAGAGAACCUAAAGUUCAACCAAAAACUGAAAACUUUGUACAAAGAAGACAGCGAAUAUUACAGACAACUGAGGAGGAUGUGGCGCCACAACCAGUCGAUUCUCCAAGAAGAACAUGGAAAUCUGUAAAGGAGAAUGUCACAGCUUUGAAUCAAACUGUUAAAAGAGCCAUUAGGCCAGCACCUAAUCCAAACGAUUUCUGCAUGACAGUAUGGAGUUAUCAAGAAGUGAAACAGGAGGAAGUUCCAUUCUCUGAACUGCUUACCAUACUGCUAUCAGGAAAGCCGGAUUUAAUUUCAAAAAGAAUAUUUACUGAAAUUCAACCAGAAAGGGAUUUAGCACAAGAAUUAAGGACUGCCGUUGAAACAAUCUACCGUGUUCUACCAAAAGCUCAUGCAUUCGGUACUGUCGCGACAUUGAUUGGAAUGAGACCAGGUUAUAAAUUAGAAGUACAAAUACUGAAACAUGGUCAUAAACAAAAAGAAUAUAAGAAUACAAUUAGCAAGACACUUGUUGAUGCUUUUAAACACAGUGCAAUACAACAAGCUAUUCCAAAUCAAAAUCAGCAUGAAUUAGAUAAAUUGAUCUCACAGUUUUCUGAAGUCUGUAGUAUUGUAGCAACGGAAUUAAUUGGAUCAGAGACACUGAAACCUGGUAAAAACUUUAUUGGUGUAAACCUGGAUACUCUAAUCAUGAAUUUGGUUAAAGGAGCUGUCUACGAUACACCUCUCGCUUCUCGUGGUGUACUGAGUGGAUUAUUAGCUACAGCUGGUGGAGGCAUCGAAGCACUGACAGGUUUAAUUACAGCAGCGGGAGGAGGAGUUGAAGGAUUAGCUAAACUGUUAGCAACAAUUUCUAAUCCUUCAGAAGCUAUUGGAGAAAUACUUCGAAGUCUUAAUGAUGAUCCAGUGAAAGCUUUGAAAGAAUUUUCAAAGGCUAUGGGUGGAGGUAUUGAUGGAAUUAAGAAUAUUCUAAGUGCGUUAGGUGAAGAUAAACAGAAAGGCUUCCAAGAACUUGUUAAACAAAUUGGUGGUGGUGCUGAAGGUCUGAAAAAUCUUUUCGAAGCAACUGGAGGUAUUAAAGCAUUGAUGGAAGGUUUGUUUGGCGAAGGUGCAGAAGGGCUUGCUGGGCUAAUAGCAGCUGCUGGUGAGGAUGUAGAAGGUCUUAAAAAUCUCAUCGAAGCUGCUGGUGGUGGAAUUAAAGGACUUCAAAAUCUUAUUGCAUUAGGUGGCGACCAGGUCAAUGGGUUGAAGAAUCUUCUCACUGCUAUUGGUGGUGAUAAUGUAGCUGAUGCCCUAUCAACUCUGAUCGCUGCUGCUGGUGGUGCAAAAGAUGGACUAGCGGCACUAUUACAAGAAUCCGGUGGAGGUGCCAAAGGGUUAGAGAAUUUAAUUGCAGCUGUCGGUGGUGGCGUUGAUGGGUUGAAAAGCCUUUUGAAAGCAACCGGCGAUGAUGCAACCGAAGCGUUAGCCAACAUUUUACUAGCAGCUGGAGGAGGUGUGGAAGGUUUUCAAAAUCUUCUGAAGGCUGUAGGUGGUCAAGAUAGUGUUGAAGGGCUUAAGAAUCUGUUGGGUGUUAUGGGAGAUAAUCCCAACGAAGCAUUGGCCAAUAUCUUAAAAGCUGCAGGUGGAGGUGCUGAAGCUUUGAAAAAUCUACUUCAAACAAUUGGUAAUGGUAUUAAUGGCCCUGCUGAUGGCUUGCAGACGCUACUUCAGGCUCUAGGUGGUGAUCCUGCAGAAGCGCUAGCCAAUCUCAUAGCUUCCGUUGGUGGUGGUGAAGAAGGUUUGAAGAGUCUUAUAGAAGCUGCUGGUGAUGAUGUAGUCGGUGGUUUAACUAAUCUUCUCAACUCACUAGGUGGUUCUACUAAAGAAGCCUUGGAAGCAUUACUGACUGCUUCAGGUGGAGGAAUAGACGGUUUACAGAAAUUGGUAGCAGCAGCUGGCGGAGGAGCUGAUGGCUUAAGAAAUAUACUUGAAGCUACUGGAGGUGGUGCUGAGGGAUUGAAAAAUUUGUUAUCUUCCCUUGGAGGUGAACCCACGGAAGUAUUGAGAACAUUAUUGACAAAUAUCGAUGGAGGUCUAGCAAAUCUUAUCGCAGCUGCUGGUGGUGGAGCACUGGGCCUUAAAAAUUUACUGAAUGCAGUAGGAGGUGGUGCAGAGGGAUUGAUGAGUCUAUUAACUGCAAUGGAUGGUGAUAUCAAUGAAGCCUUAAUCAGCUUAUUGAAUACAACAGGUGAUCAAAAAUCAGAUUUAAAGAAUUUAAUUGAAGCACUAGGCGGUGGCGCUGAAGGCUUCGCAAAUCUACUGAAAGUUAUCGGUGAUAAAAUGCCUAUUGAAGAACUAUUGAAGACAUUAGGAGGUGGAGUUGAAGGCCUCGCGACUCUACUGAAUUCAAUCGAUGGAAAUAAAGAUGCAGUAAUACAAAUGUUGAUAAAUUCUUCCGGUGGAGGUGUAAAAGGCUUAGCCAACUUACUGAAGACUGCUGGAGGUGGUGUUGAUGCUAUCAAAGAAAUUCUUAAUUCACUAGGCGGUGGUCAUCAGGCAUUAGCAAAAUUGCUAGCAAGUUGUGGUGGUGAUAAUCCAGCUGAAGCGUUAAAAGUUCUGCUGGAAAUGUUAGGUGGAGAUGAAAAUGCCCUGAAAAAUUUAUUAGCUGCAAGUGGACUAGAUCCAAAUGAUCCUAAUUCUUUAAAGCUACUCUUGGAAGCUUUAGGUGGAGCAGAGACAGGUUUAACAACAUUAGUGAAUGCCUUGGGUGGAGGUGAUGCAGGUUUAAAAAAACUCUUAGAAUCACUUGGUGACGACGGGAUUGUUACUCUUAUUGCAGCCGCUGGUGGAGGUGAGCAUGGAACAGGAGCUUUAAUUAGAGCAAUCGGUGGCAGAGGAAUCGAUGGUUUGACGGCUUUAUUAAAUCUUCUCGGUGGAGGUGAAAAUGGUCUUGCUGUGUUGAUUGGAGCCGCUGGAGGUGGACAGUCCGGCUUGGCUGCAUUGCUUAAGGCAGCUGGUCAAUUUGCCGAGGAUGGAGAUGGUCUUUCGGCGCUUAUAGCAGCUGCAGGAGGCGGUGCUGAAGGCUUGGAAGCAUUAAUUAACGCAGCUGGUGGUGAAGAGGUUGGAUUAGAACAGUUAUUAUUAGCUGCAGGUGCUACAGACGCCAAUUCAAAAUCGAACAUUUUAAAACGUCUUAUUGAAUCAGGAGGUGGAGGUCAGGAAGGCUUUAAUAACCUAUUAAAAGUUAUUUCCCGUGGAAAACGUGAUAGAACGAUAAAUGGACUUAGCGGUCUGCUUAAAGUUCUUGGAAAUAAUCCAGAAUCGUUAGAAAUACUAUUAGGAGCUUUUGGUGGUAAUUCAGACGGGUUGGCUGAUUUGCUGGCAGCUGCAGGAGGCGGAGCGGAGGCUUUACAGUUGUUAAUCAAUGCUGCUGGAGGUGGAACUGAGGGGCUAUCAAAAUUACUGGCUGCAGCUAAACUGGAUGGUGUUGGACAGUUGGCUGAUAUUUUAGCCGCUGCAGGAUUAAGUGAUGACGUGGUUGCAGCGGCUAGGGCUGGCGAUAUAACGGCACUUACAGAUGUUGUAGCUCGUAAUGCAGCAAAAGAAUAUAAUGUCAGAAUGACUGGUGGUCGACCAAAAGAACUUUGCCGAGAAGAGAAAGAAUGGCUUCGUACACGUCCAACAGGUCCUAUACGUUUUAUCCAAAAAAUUGUAACUGCUAAAAGAAAUUACAAAAAAUGGAAAAAGAUAACUGAAACGUCUUCACUGGCACAACAGGAACUUGAUUUGACUAUUUAUCCAGCAUUUUCUCAAUCGACAAUAGAAACCUCAAUGCAUAACCUCUACCCUUAUCAUUACAAUAUUCAAGAUAAACUGAAUAGAUUUGCAUCUCGGCUGAAUUCAGGCAUAUUUGAAACACUGACAACAAAAAUUCAACAAUUAGACACACUGAUUGACUAUAACUCAAAAGAGACAGAUCUUUUCUAUGAAAAUCAAUUUGUCGAAGAACAGCGUAUUAUCCGACAAGAAGCAGAAGCAGAAGAAGAACAGCGGCAAAGAUCUGAUUCAUCUGGAAAACCCACAAUGAUGAUGACUAAAGACGAAGAAAAUCAGCGGCAAGAGAAAAUUUUAUUAGAAAAUAAAAAAUUAGUUGAAUCAUUCGACGAAUAUGUAAAUAUGAGGAAAAAACUGAGAGAUGAAGAAAUGAUGGAGAAUUACAAAAUUGAUUUCUCAGAAAUAAAGAAAGGUCAACAUCAUCUGCCUACAUUUGAAGUCAGUGAAAUUGAACAGAUCAUGGAGACUAUGAAUUCAGAUGAGUUCAGUACUGAAGAAGCAGCGGACGACAUAGAAGGUGAAGACGGAGAGACAGGACAACAGGGAGAAGAACAAGUAGAGACACAUGAAGAAAUAACAACCCGCUCUAAUGUCUAUUCAAGAAUUCUAGUCUUGCACGAUUUAAUGCGUGAACACAUAGGUCUCAAACGAGAUGCUAAGAUUACGCCCGCUUUUGUAUGGUCAUAUUUUGAAUUAUUAAAACAAAUGAAGAGGCAGGUUCAAUCAUCAGCCGUUUUAGAUCAAGUUGGUGAAGACAGUACAAAUUCAUCAAUUAAUAUCACAGUUUAAUGAAAUUUAUCAACUGCGGAUAACAAUAAUGAUGAAGAUUAAAU